Molecule: messenger RNA, 576 nt
Organism: Candida dubliniensis CD36
Lineage: Eukaryota; Fungi; Ascomycota; Pichiomycetes; Serinales; Debaryomycetaceae
Product: putative transposon polyprotein (fragment)
Exons: 1
Coding region: 1-576 (191 amino acids)
Molecular function (GO): catalytic activity
Source: RefSeq, a predicted model, not a curated record
AUGACAGUCUGUUGCGUGGAGCUUGAAGUACCCACAGCACUUACAAACAUCCUUGUUUCCCACCACAUCAUCUUCCUCCAGGAGACAACUGAAACAAAUUUCUACUUGCUCAAGAGCAUCUGUUUGCAUUACAACAUGACCCUAAUCUACAAAACAAAAAAGAGCCUGACAAUGAUUGUCAUAAACUACCAGCACAUCACUUUCCAAAACAGUAAUACUCUCAAAAGCAUUAGACAAUCAUACUGUUUUACAGACGCCGUCAUCAAAAUCAACGGGUUGAAGAAAUCGAUCCACCUCGUCAGCGUAUACUACCCGAUCACCUCCGAAACCGACAACCAACUCAUCGUCAACAACGCCCUCCGCCAGCUUCCUCGUUCACACCAUAUCAUACUCGGCGGCGACUUUAACCAUAUUCUCGACCCCGAGCUAGAUGCAGUAAAAACAGUAUCCCAACUGGCGCCUAAGCAAGCAGUCACACAUGAAUCCGAGUCGUUCUACAACGACUACAACCUCGUAGAUGUCUUCCGUGUCAGACACCCUACCACCAAAUCAUAUACAAGCAGAAAUACUAACUAA